Messenger RNA from Drosophila arizonae, 1576 nucleotides. RefSeq names its product thymus-specific serine protease-like. Gene Ontology annotation, biological process: proteolysis. Gene Ontology annotation, molecular function: serine-type exopeptidase activity; dipeptidyl-peptidase activity. The record is from RefSeq and is a predicted model, not a curated record. Lineage: Eukaryota; Metazoa; Arthropoda; Insecta; Diptera; Drosophilidae.
AUGACACACUACGGAACCGGAGUAAUUAUUACACUGCUGGCAUUGGGCCUUAGCCAAGCUAAUGGAAACAUAUUCGAGCGCACAUUCAAGAAACUUCACGAGGAACCUUAUUCUUCGACAAACCAAAAUAGAGCGGACGAGGUACAAACAUUGUGGAUCGAACAGAAGCUGGACCACUUUAAUGACUCUGAGACUCGAACUUGGCAAAUGCGAUAUAUGUUAAACGAUGUGUUUUUCCAAGCUGGUGGUCCCAUGUUUAUAUACCUGGGUGGAGAGUGGGCAAUUAGCAAGGGUSGCAUUUCAGAAGGUCACAUGUACGACAUGGCCAAGGAGCACAAUGGACUUYUAGCCUAUACUGAACAUCGAUAUUACGGAGAAAGCCAUCCAUUGCCAGAUUUGUCCAAUGAGAACCUUCGAUUCCUGCAUGUGAAACAAGCUUUGGCUGAUUUGGCGCAUUUUAUAACUACGCAGAAAGCUUCGUAUGAGGGCUUGAGUGAUUCCAAAGUUAUAAUUGUGGGUGGCUCCUACUCUGCUACGAUGGUUACUUGGUUCAAGAGAACUUAUCCCGAUUUGGUUGCUGGCGGCUGGGCAUCCAGUGCCCCUCUCUUUGCCAAAGUCGACUUUGUUGAGUACAAAGAAAUCGUUGGAGAGUCAAUAGCUUUAAUGGGUGGAUCUGACUGUUACAACCGUAUUCAGAAUGGUAUUGCGGAGAUGGAAGCAAUGUUUGCCAAUAAACGUGGCAGUGAGGUAAAGGCUCUAUUAAAGCUCUGCGAACCGUUCGAUGUGUACAGAGAUUUGGACGUUUGGAAUCUUUUCAGUGAAAUAUCUGAUAUAUUUUCCGGCGUGGUACAGAAACAUAACGCGGGACGAAUCGAGGGAGCUUGCCGAAAGAUUAUGGCCGAAGGUUCCGAUCUUGUUGGACUUAGCAAAUUUUUAUUGAGUGAAUUUGAAGACAAUCAUAUUAAAUGCAAUAACAUCAGCUACAAUUUCACAAUUGACACUCUCUCAGACACAAGAUAUUCAGGUUCAAUUAUGCGUCAAUGGAUAUACCAGACAUGUAACGAGUACGGCUGGUAUCAAACCUCAGGUUCCGCCUCUCAACCAUUUGGUACCAAAUUUCCGGUAACUUUUUACACGACCAUGUGCGCUGAUCUCUAUGGCCCCCAGUUCAGUAAAUCCUUUAUCGAAGACCGUGCGGCUGAGACAAACGAAUACUUUGGGGGUCUUACACCGAAAGUGGAGAAUGUGUACUUCAGCUAUGGAGAUUUGGAUCCCUGGCGUGCAAUGGGCAUACAGGACAAGAAGCAGGCUACCACUAUACCAAAGUAUGCGCAUUGCAAGGACUUCAAUUCGAUCAAUCCAACUGAUACCGCCGAAAUGAGAGCCUCAAAAGAACGAGUUGCCGAACUGGUCCGUGAAUGGAUAAAAUAGAAUUUGCUUUUUGUCUUUAUAACCUUAAAUGGUCUCCUAAUAUAUAAAUAUUAGCAAAAUAUGAAAUGAAUUUCUUUUGUUUAAACAAUUGCUAUGUAUUUAAGCAAUAUAAGCAAAAAUAUAAAUUCAAUUUUUAAAACAUCAA